Cydia pomonella (codling moth) is the source of this 5043-nucleotide messenger RNA. Its product is annotated as hemicentin-2-like. The record is from RefSeq and is a predicted model, not a curated record. NCBI's taxonomy places the organism in Eukaryota, Metazoa, Arthropoda, Insecta, Lepidoptera, Tortricidae. Gene Ontology annotation, molecular function: cell adhesion molecule binding. The transcript has 23 exons. Gene Ontology annotation, biological process: cell-cell adhesion. Bases 631 to 4002 code for a protein of 1123 amino acids. Gene Ontology annotation, cellular component: cell-cell junction.
AAAAUAUAGUAACCUGAACGAGAAAAAUUGAGUUUAUUUGUGGACCAUAGUUGGGAGCUUUGGACUAUAGUUGGGUGGUUUUACGGUACCUACAUUGCAAGUUAAAUUAAAUCUUGUAAAAAGCUAAUAAUUUACGCAGUCACAUCAAUAAAAAAAAUAAAAUAAAAAUCAUUAUUUCAGACCGAUAAGAUCCAUAAAUUUUGUUAGUAACAGCAAAAACAAAUUCUUACACCCUACGUUAGUACCAAUUAAUUUACAUAAAACUAAAUUAAAAUUAAAUCAUCCAGCUCAUUUAGCCUUGCCUAUCAACACGUCUACCCAGUAGCUCGUGAGAUGGCAAUCAAGGCGUUCAGCCAACGUCCUUAGGAGGCUGUUGCUCGCACGCGUGUCAGCAGAGACGCUAUUCUUACAAUACUUCCAAUGAUACACGACACGAUAUUUCGAUUAUGGAAGCGCUUCUGAUAUUUGACAAGCAAUCUUGUACAUUCUAGACCUGUGGGCCCACCCUGUGUAUCCGUGUUCAUUGAGCGCCAGAAUUGAUAUCAACUUACGAGUAAGCUGCCAAAUGAUAACGACCAAUUACUAUUUGUAACCGUUUCGGAGCGGUCGUAUCAUGAGAAUUAUUUAAAAAUGGAACUACAGUCUCUUCUCGCCCUGUUCGUCUUAGGAACAGUCACUGCAGUCAGUUCUAGUGAUGUAAAAAGUAGUUUAACUUUUGUCAUUGAUGCAACUGCAUCGAUGAGUGAUGAUAUUAAAGGAGUGAGUAAUGCUGUAGAUGCAAUUUUAGGCACAGUGAGUAAUUCGAGCUCUUCGCCGAUUGACGAAUUUGUUCUGGUGACCUUUGAAAAUGAACCUAAAUUGGCAAUAAACACCAAAGACAAAGCUGCAUUUAAAAAGGAACUAGGCAAUAUCAACACAGGCGGAGGCGGCUUCUGCCCCGAAAAGUCCCUGACGGGGAUCGAACUGGCGUUGAAUGAGAGCCAAGACGGCUCUCUUCUGUACGUGUUUACUGAUGCUUCCGCAGAAGACUAUAAGAAUUUUGCAAAAGUGGAAGCACUUAGCCAGAAGAAAGGAGUUCAGAUUGUAUUCGUUCUGACAGGCCUUUGUGAAAACGACACUAUCAGCCAGAGCUAUCUAGUGUACCAAGAUCUUGCCAAAGCUACGAACGGACAAGUAUUCCAUUUGAAAAAGAACGAAAUCGGAGAGAUAUUAAAAUAUGUGGAGGAAACUGUUGGGAGCCGAAAAACCGUUAUAUUGAGUAAAACGUUGCCUGCUCGACAAUUAGGUUCAUUUAAUGUUAAAGUAGACGAAGACAUAAAGGACAUUGUGAUAGCUGUAUCUGGCGAAAAUGCACGACUGGGCGUGUCUGAUCCAAGCGGCGUUGAAGCGCCUUCCACGAAUAUCACAAGGCUCCAAGCGAUUACGAUAGUGAAAGUCCCCGACGUGAAAUCAGGCGUGUACAGGGUCCAAACCGGUAGCAUCAGCAACACUCAUGUGGUGGUGUCGGCGUCGACUUUAGUACACUUCCGCCAUGGGUUCUCCACCAUCGCUCCUGCUAGCAUCGAGGAUACUGUCACUAGACCCGCACCAGAUGCAAAAUCCUACGUAGCUAUAAAAGUGCUUGACGCCCCACACGUGAAGCUGGUCAACGUGCAGAUCCUGGGUAUGGACGACACUGUACUCCUGCAGGAACCACUUACACUUACCAAUAAAGAUGAGCAGUUCUACACGACGGAGCCUGUUGAAACGCCGGAGGACACUUUUAAGCUAGCGGUCAAUGGUUACGACACCAGGAAAAAUAGCAAUAUAACGAGGUAUAGCUUAACACCAAUCAAACCACAGUCCGUCAUCGAUCAGCCCACCGAGAAAGCUCCCGAAGUAACAAUUGAAGGAGGACCCACAAUCAAUGCAGCAUUUUUCAAACCGCUGACACUGAAGUGCAAAGUCAAAGGAUAUCCCAAGGUUGAUAUUAUUUGGCAAUCUGAUGACACCUCUGCUAAGCUGGAGUAUGAGAAGGCCUCAGUCGUUGAGCUCCCCUACGACUACGUAAGUGUGCUGGAGAUACCGAAAGUGGAAAAAAAGGUGACGUACAGUUGCCAAGCGACCAACGCGGCAGGCGACGGCGUGCAGAAUGUAACCGUUCUUACUGAAGUAAAGGACUUCAUUGAAGUUAAGGCUGAAGAUACAACCAUCGAAUACCAGAAGCCGGGCAACAUAACCUGCGAAGUCCUAGCCCAUCCCCCAGCCACAGUUACUUGGUACAAAGGUAGAAAACUCCUCAAACCUGGCGACAACUACAAUGUGUCUGCCGACGGAACCGUUAUCACUGUCAACUCUAUGGAACCAAACUUGGCUGGCAACUACUUCUGCGUGGUCAAGAAUAAUGUCAAGAAGGUUGUGAAGCUUUUGAAAGUGGAUAUAAGUGGGGUUGGGCCGCCACAAAUCGACAAAUCUGUUUACACCAUUAACGCUAGAGCAGAAACCGAAGCGACUUUUCGGUGCAGACUUAUCGAAGCUAAACCCAACGCUACCAUCAGCUGGUCGUUCAAAAACGCCGACGAAGACAUCGCUCUGAACGAAACCUCGGACACGUUGCAUUUGGACAACAUUCAGAUUUCCGACGCCGGCACGUACAGUUGCAAGGCAGAGAAUGCUAUGGGCGUUGAUUAUCAUGGGAUUGAAUUGAUUGUUGAGUACUCCCCCGAUAUCUCGGAAGAUAUGGAGACGAGAGUGACGGUGCUCGAAGGGACACCUGUAACCCUUGAUUGUCCAGCCGAUGGAAUACCCAAGCCCAGCAUGGCCUGGACUCACAACGGACGGCUCCUUUUUGAUAAAACGAGGCAUACCUUCUAUGCCAAUGGAAGUCUUGGGUUUUCAGCUAUGCUGUCAGAUGCCGGAUACUACGCAUGUCAAGCGAGUAACACGUGGGGAAGCGACUCUAUCACUAUCGAACUCGACGUUAUUGUUCCAGUUGCUGUAAAGUCCCCAGGCAAGACUUACAUUGAGCAAGAGGAAGGUACGUCUCUCAACUUGGAGUGCAAAGCGGGCGGACCUCCCCCGCCCCACAUCACGUGGUACUACCGCAAAACGAACACAUCUGACGCCAUGAAAAUAGCCCAUAAUACCGCCGAAGGAGAUUUGCGUUUCCCAAGAAUACAUCAUGGCCAGAGCGGCGAGUACAUUUGCGUUGCCGCUAACGCUGGCGGUUCCAAAAAUAUCACCUACACCGUGUCUGUCACAGCUCGUCCCUCAAUCCUAUUCAGGAUGCGACAAUAUGACGGCGUGAAGGGUGACAUGUACCUGCGGGUCCCCUGCGAUGCCACUGGCAACCCGAAACCUGAGGUCCUUUGGACCUUUGGAGGGAAGAACCUUUCUUCAGACACUCCAUGGUAUCUCAUCGGAAAAGAUGGCAGUCUAAUAAUAAAGAAAGUCGACGAUUCGGCAGCAGGAACGUACACGUGCACAGCUAUCAACAAAUUUGGAUCUACAUCUGAACAGUUUCAAGUUGUUGUUAAUGAUUAUCCUGUAGAUCGCUUUUUGUCGAUCAUGAUAGAAGAAGGUAAAACGGAAAAUAUUGCAUGCCCUGUCCCACAUAGGCCAAAGAUUGACAGAGUCAAUUGGUUCAAGGACGGCCGUAACAUAACUUCUGGCGAGCUCAAAAACGUGACCCAAGCGGACGCGGGUACAUACACCUGUCGAGUAAGCGGCCCGGACCGGCCGCCCCAGACCGGCUCCACCAGGGUCGAGGUCGGGUUCAAGCCUCGCUUCAACUAUGAAGGCGACGACAAUAUAUCGUAUGAGUACGGACGCCGAGCGACUAUGGAUUGUUCUGCUAGUGGAACUCCACAGCCUAUUGUGACCUGGCACCACGACGGCAGACCGCUCCCGGUCACCCAGUCCAAGUACGAGUUCUUAAUGAACAACGACGGCCAAAGAGGGCGCUACACGUGCGCCGUCACCAACCAGUACGGAUAUGUACAGCAGGACUUCAUUGUUGCUUAAGGAAGCCGAUUCACGACACGAGUACGACAUAGACAUAAUACUUAGUUAUCAUGAUAGCCUAACGCCGCCUUAACUAAAUGACUCGACCAUUAAGGUGCGACCACACCGCUUAAAUAGAAAUACGCUGACGGUGUCCGCACCGUGACGCAGUGACGUGCCGUAAACCUUACGAUUUUAAUACGAUGCGAUAAAAUCGUGACAUUUACACUGCGUCACUGCAAUUACGCAUCGUCGGCGUGUUUUAGAGGAAAGAGGACGGCCGUUUCUCCAUACAAACGUUGUCCCCAUUUUCCUAUUUGGACAUUGAUAUUAUGGAAAAUAUUUUUAUAUAAUUUAAAAUAAAAACGUUUAACUUUUUUCGAUUUUUCGAUUAUUGUAAAAAAUAGGAGCAAAUAAAAUAUUUCAUACAAAAUUUUUAUUGCUUUAAAAUUUUAAAAAUUAAUAGUGGUAGUUGAAUACAACAAAUUGAGUCAAGAUAUUUUCAAUAGUGUUAAUAUCCACAGAGGAAAUUGAGAACGUUUGUAUGAAAAGGUGAUUUCGUGUGACUUUAGUCUUAAGCAGCGGUGUGGAGAGCAUACGACAAUAAUGGUACGCUUACGGUGCGUCACUGCGAUUCCGCACCGUCACCGUUUAUAAGCAGCGGUGUGGCCGCACCUUUAAAGUACCAAUACAGGCCAAUCUGAGUUUGAGAUAUUAGAUCAGUACCCCUAGUGUAAAUAUUUUCGACAGCGAAACGUGACGUACGCGUUUGCGUUAAGUGUCAUUUUGUAUGAGAUUUUUGACUUUCCAAAACGUCCCGCUUGGCGUGCUGUUCAAAAACCCAUACAAAAUGAGACUUAACGCAAACGCGUAGGUCACGUUUCGAAAUCGAAAUUAUUUACACUAGGGGUACUGUAUCAUAUUGGAAACAGAUUUUAAUAAAUAAAAAAACUCAAAUUGGCCUGUUAUAUCAGAUGUAAGCUUUACACUUGUUACAAUAAGUUUGUUAUAGUUUUACUUAACUGUACGCUUGAAAUGUUAUUAAUUAAAUGUUUGAACACA